GAAUACCAAUCAACCAAAAAAAUGAAAAACAAAGGGUCCUCAUCAUCUCAGAUUCAACAACUACCUGGCCCUUUCACAACCACCACCUCAUCAUUCUCCAUUGAAUCCAUUGAAUCCUCAAUCCAACGUCUCACAAGGAGCUGGCACAGAAGGCAACAAUGGCAGAAGUUUCUCUGCAACAACUCCACACAGUUUCAAGACCUUAAUGUUAAUAGAGCACCAUGGAGGACUCACUUGGCCAAUUUCCUCGAGUCCAAACCAGUUCAUACAAUUUGUAUUUCGUUGCUGAUUACUGAUCUCAUUCUCACCAUCCUCGAACUCUCCUCAUCUUUAUUUACCAAGUGCAACACAGCACCACCAAACAAGAGCAGUAGGACACAAGAAAUCUGGUACCAUUGGGUGGGGAUUGCUAUUCUCGCCCUGCUUUCGGCGAAGACGGUGGCUCAGGCUGUUGCGCUCGGCAUGUCUACGUUUUUCAGGCGUCCCGGGUACAUGGUCGACGGGGUUGUUUUGAUGGGUGCGUUGGUGUUAGAAGAGUUUCUUGAGAGAAAAGGUGGCGGGCUGCUUGUUGUGGUCAGUUUGUGGCGUGUUGUUAGGGUGGUUGAGAGUGCUUUUGAGUUGAGUGAUGAGGCCAUUGAAGCACAGAUUGCUAGUGUGGUGUGUCAGUUUGAGGUGCUGAGGGAGGAGAAUAGGAGACUUGCUGAGACCAUUGCUGAGAAGGACAUGAUUAUCCAGAAGCUCCAGGAAGAAUUAGAGCAAUAUGGUACUAGUCAAUAGUCAUGCUUCUUGGAACAAUUCUUCACCUUAUGAUCACCGUUGUCAAAAUUCCUGCCUAGCGCCGCCUAAGUCCCGCCUAGAUGUUAGGUAGUUGGUCACUGUUACGAUUAGUUUGUAGGCGUUUGAAAAUUAAGAAAGAGCGCCUAGACUCGCUUAGGUGUCCGUCCAGCCUGCCCAAACUAGCCUAGGCACCCGCUAGGUCGCAACUUUCACUUAGAUAGAAAAUCAACAACUUUCAUUUUGCAUUUUAUUUUUUCAAUAAAAUAUAAGAGACUUGUUGAAUA
Messenger RNA from Malus domestica (apple), 1061 nucleotides. RefSeq lists its product as uncharacterized. Lineage: Eukaryota; Viridiplantae; Streptophyta; Magnoliopsida; Rosales; Rosaceae. Gene Ontology annotation, biological process: proton transmembrane transport. Gene Ontology annotation, molecular function: voltage-gated proton channel activity. The record is from RefSeq and is a predicted model, not a curated record. Gene Ontology annotation, cellular component: plasma membrane.